Molecule: messenger RNA, 8268 nt
Organism: Micropterus dolomieu (smallmouth bass)
Lineage: Eukaryota; Metazoa; Chordata; Actinopteri; Centrarchiformes; Centrarchidae
Gene: col4a6
Product: collagen, type IV, alpha 6
Exons: 49
Coding region: 141-5222 (1693 amino acids)
Cellular component (GO): collagen trimer
Molecular function (GO): extracellular matrix structural constituent
Source: RefSeq, a predicted model, not a curated record
GCAGCAGCGACUUCACCGCUGCAACUUUGAUGACAGGGUUUUUUUUGGAGCAGUCGAUGAGCGCGUUUGAAGUGCCUUGCUGGUGAAGACAGGGGAAUCGGGUCUCGAGCUGUGGUUCCCUCUCUGCCAGUUGGAUCAAAAUGAAAUUCCUGAUUUGUGUGAUAGCAGUCGCCCUGGCGGUGAGAUCCACGCACGGAGGUAGCAAGUCUGACGAGCCGUGUGGAGGCCUGGACUGUAGCGGAGGAUGCAGGUGCAACCCAGAGAAAGGCAGUAGGGGUCGUCCAGGGCCUGUCGGUGAAGUUGGUGUGAGUGGACCGGAAGGGCCACCUGGGUCCCCAGGGCCUCAAGGGCCUAAAGGAGAGAAGGGUCAUAUUGGAUUGAAAGGACCACCUGGCCAGAAAGGAGACAAGGGGCCUAUGGGCGUGCCAGGGUUCCAAGGAAAUGAUGGAGUACCUGGUCACCCCGGUCAAGAGGGUGGCAGAGGACCACCGGGACUGGACGGCUGUAACGGGACCAGAGGAGAUCCUGGACCACCUGGCUUCAGGUCAGGAGUACCUGGCUUCCCUGGACUUGCUGGACCUACUGGGCCAAAGGGUCAGAAAGGAGAGCCUCGAUAUAUUGAUAACAGCAUCACGAGUUUACCAGGUUUACCAGGAAGGGACGGUCCACCUGGUAUCAGGGGUCCUGACGGUCCAACUGGUUUUCCUGGUCCCACUGGGCCAGAAGGAUUCCCUGGCCCACCUGGUCCUCCCGGUCCCCCAGGGCCAAUGGGGAGCCGUAGUGACGGAUAUCAAGGAGAGCGAGGAGACAAGGGCGACGUGGGUCUUCCCGGACCCAGUGGUACUCCCGGCGACGGGUCACUAAGAAGCGAAAAAACUCUCACUAUCUACAAAGGAGAUAAGGGUGAACCUGGUCCAAAGGGAUUCAGAGGAUUCCCUGGCAAUCCCGGACUACCUGGACCUUUUGGUUAUCGAGGUGAACUUGGCGAGAAAGGCAUUCCUGGAUACCCCGGGGGAAGAGGUCCUCCUGGUUUUAACGGGCCUCCUGGUGCUCCAGGACAACAGGGAUCCCCUGGUAACUCAGGUUUCCCCGGGCAGCCAGGAUACAUAGGACCAAAGGGCGACCAGGGAGAACAGGGACUACCAGGACCUCCUGCUUACACUAGUAAUGGGGGCACUUCUGUUCAAGGAGCACCAGGUGACCCAGGUCUCGAUGGCCUGCCCGGUGCCCCCGGUGACCCUGGAGCUUCAGGAUACCCAGGAUCACCAGGACAACCAGGAAUUGUUGAGUUUGGUCGUAACGGACCGCCAGGUUUCCCCGGGAACUCUGGCCAAAAGGGAGAGAAAGGUAACGCUGGCAUACAAGGCUACGGCUCCGAAGGAUCCCCCGGCUCCCCUGGACCUCCCGGACCCCCCGGCCCUCCUGGACCUCAGGGCCCUUCUAGUUCUUCCCCAGAUGUCCCCGUUAGUUACCGUGGAGAGCCUGGGACCCCUGGCCCCAGAGGAGUGCCGGGUAGUAGAGGAUACAAAGGUUUCAGAGGUGAUCUUGGCGACUGUAACUGCCUAGGAGGAGGCUCCCCAAACUUGCCUGGGUUACCUGGACCUCCAGGAUCCAACGGCAGCCCCGGCUUCCCUGGGCGAAAGGGAGAACCCGGUGACCCCGGUUCACCCGGCUUUGGUGGUGUUCAGGGACCUCCUGGUCGUGCUGGUGACAGGGGUUUCUUUGGUCGUAAGGGAGAGAAGGGGACGUCUUACUACCCCACCCUUGGUCUGGGGGUUAAAGGGGAACUUGGAGCUCCUGGACCCAGAGGACCUACAGGUGAAACUGGAAAAAAUGGGAGAGACGGACUGCCUGGCUUUCCCGGGAUCCCUGGACCCCCAGGAGACGCUGGUUUCGGCACAGUUGGAGAGAAAGGUUUCCCAGGGUUCCCAGGGCCUAAGGGUCGUUCCGGUGGCCCUGGCGAGCCAGGAGUUGGCUACGUCGGAACGCCUGGUUUUCGCGGAGAACCUGGAGAUCCCGGGAUACCUGGGCUGCCGGGGCAACCAGGUUUACCCGGACCGAAAGGUGAAAACAGCUGUGGAGGGGUUAAUGACGCUGGAGAGGGAACCGGCCAACUGCUACCGUGCAUCGUCCGUGAGGACGGAGACCCCGGGUUAUCUGGUUUACCUGGACAACCAGGUCCUAAAGGUCAGCCAGGUUUCCCAGGAAUCCCUGGGCGUGCAGGGUUUGACGGAGCCAAAGGAGAGAGAGGAGACCCCGGUUUUGGAGGCCAGCCUGGACCACAAGGUUUCCCUGGACCCAGAGGAGACCCCGGACUUCCAGGUGUUCCAGGACAGAGCUUUGACGGAGUCAGGGGGAAGGAUGGUGUUCCAGGGCGUCCUGGAGCCAAGGGCCAGCCUGGAGAGGUACUGGGAGCCACACCUGGAAGACCAGGACAGGACGGUUUACCAGGGGCACCGGGAGACAAGGGCCAGCCCGGGACACCAGGAGGACCUGGAUUACCUGGUGUUGAUGGACGUUUCGGUGUUCCUGGACUGAAGGGAGAGAGCGGAGUCAACGGUAAUCCUGGUGUUACCGGCCCUCCUGGACCUCCAGCUGAUCGGCCUAGCAUUCCCGGUCGGCCUGGAGCUCCUGGCAACCAGGGACUGAGCGGAUCACCAGGCUGCCAAGGUUUCCCUGGUCGCAAGGGAGAAAGAGGAGACCCAGGUUUCCCGGGGCCUGCUGGAAUGAAGGGAACCCCAGGACUGCCUGGCACCACUGGAUCACCAGGGCCUAGAGGCCCUCCCGGACUUCCAGGACCGGGAACAAGAGAGGGUGUCCCAGGAAUCCCAGGAAGGAAGGGUGAGAGAGGUUUGCCAGGACUAAUGGGUUUUCCAGGACUACCAGGUCGUACUGGAAGCCCAGGGUUUCUUGGAGGGAAAGGACUGGCUGGAGAGCCUGGAAGAGACGGAUUCCCAGGCGGAUCUGGAUUCUCCGGCCAGAAAGGUGAGAGAGGAGAAACCGGUCCCCCCGGCCCGCCUUCUCCUUUUGUUUCCUUUGAAAUUGUGGAGAAAGGACAACCCGGAACUCCCGGAACCAACGGCUUUCCUGGCUUCCCCGGACCCAGAGGUGACAAAGGUCUGCCGGGUCUGCCUGGUAGGCAGGGUGUGCCUGGACUUCCUGGUUUCCCCGAGCAAAGUAAAGGACAGCCGGGAGAGCCUGGGUUUCCUGGACGACCAGGAGCUUCAGGCUUCCCAGGGUCAAAGGGGGAACCUGGAAUCAUGGGAUUCCCCGGCAUGACUGGACCAAGGGGUGAUGAUGGUGCACCUGGUUUCCCUGGCAAUCCUGGAGAAUUUGGUCGGCCUGGUAGCAAAGGUCAACCCGGAGAGACGUUUGGUUAUCCUGGAGCUCCAGGAGCUAAAGGCCAGCCAGGAGAUCCCGGCUUCCCAGGUCGUCGUGGCAAUGACGGCGCCCCCGGUGACAGCGGCUUUCCGGGGGGUCCAGGUUUCCCUGGAGCGAAGGGGGCUGUUGGUGAAGGAGGACGUCCUGGAAUAAUGGGCUCCCCUGGUUUCCCAGGGCCAAAGGGCCAGCCCGGCUAUCCAGGAAGAAGAGGACAGGAUGGGCCGCCUGGUCAGACUGGAAAUCCUGGAGGUCCUGGAGCCAUAGGUUUGCCUGGAUCCCCUGGUCUGGAUGGACUUAAUGGCCUUGCUGGACCUAAAGGCAUCCCUGGAAACCCAGGUGUGAGCUUAGGAGGUGCCCCAGGCUCUCCUGGUAUUUCAGGGCUGAAGGGAGAGCGAGGCGUCUCUUACCCAGGAAGCCCAGGCUUCCCCGGACCGAAGGGAGAGAGAGGAGAUUCGGGUUCUCCUGGACUCACAGGGUUCCCUGGUCGGCCUGGACCUCCUGGUCGUCCUGUGGGGUCAAAUAUUCCCGGACCUGUGGGAGACCCUGGCCUCCCUGGACUGGAUGGAGAGUAUGGUUUUCAAGGUCCUCCAGGUCCCCCCGGGCCGCCUGGUCCAGGGACAAUCCAGGGAGACAGAGGUGAUGCCGGGCUCCCAGGCUUCCCUGGCUCCCCCGGCAGGAAAGGAGAACCAGGAGGCAAUGGAGGCACCGGAUUCCCCGGCAGCCCAGGGUUGAAUGGAGGACAAGGUGAUACUGGCUACAGGGGAGGUCCUGGUCGCAAGGGUUUCCCUGGUGACUCUGGUUAUUAUGGAAACAAAGGAGUCAAGGGACCACGAGGAUCUCCUGGUCGUAAGGGUCUCCCUGGAGUCUCGAAUCCCCCACUUCCACCAGAUCCUGCAACCCGCGGAGACCCGGGCUUUCCCGGUCGAAGUGGAACCCUUGCUGCCCCUGGAGAGCCCGGUCAGCCUGGACUGCCUGGACGUCCAGGUCCUAAGGGUCGCCCUGGCCCUGUGGGUAAACUUGGCAGGACUGGCCCUUCUGGUCUGCCCGGACCCAUCGGGGACCCCGGACCCCCAGGGUUCCUUGGACCCACUGGAAAUCAAGGUUCCCCUGGUGCAGUCGGUCGUCCCGGCAAUCCCGGCAGCGCCGGCCGCAGUCAAGGCAUCGGCUACACUCUGGUGAAGCACAGCCAGGACUCCCAGGUCCCCAUGUGUCCUCAGGGCAUGGCCAAGCUGUGGGACGGAUACAGUCUGCUGUACGUGGAGGGACAGGAAAAGGCACACAACCAGGACCUCGGUCAGCCAGGUUCGUGCCUCCCCAGGUUCAGCACCAUCCCCUUCCUCUACUGCUCCCCUAACGAGAUCUGCUACUACGCCAGCCGCAACGACAAAUCCUAUUGGCUCUCCACAACUGCAUCCAUACCCAUGAUGCCUGUGGCCGACGGGCAGAUACGACCUUACAUCAGCAGGUGUUCUGUGUGUGAGGCUCCAUCUCUGGCCGUGGCAGUCCACAGCCAGGACACGACCAUCCCCAACUGUCCACCUGGCUGGAGGAGUCUCUGGAUAGGAUACUCCUUCCUCAUGCACACAGCAGCUGGCGCUGAGGGCGGUGGUCAGUCCCUGGUGUCUCCCGGCUCCUGCUUGGAGGAUUUCCGUGCAACGCCAUUCAUUGAGUGCAACGGGGCCAAGGGCACCUGCCACUACUUCGCCAAUAAGUACAGCUUCUGGCUCACCACUGUGGAUCCCAACCAGGAGUUUGUGUAUUCACCAGAACAGGAGACCUUGAAGGAAGGAGAGGAGCGCUCCAAAGUCAGCCGCUGUCAAGUCUGCAGCAAGCUCUUGUAGUAGGAGGUGAAUGGAGGGAGGGAGACACGAGGAGAUACAUUAACACCUCAAAGGAAAAGGAAAAAAAGAGGUGUUGAUAAAGAAAUUUAUAAAAACAAGAACAUGUGACUGAAAAUGAGCCCCUCUCCUGCUUCACUGGUUUCUGAAUCAAGUCGAACAGCAUCGUUUUUAGAAUUUUUGAUCCGCUUUAGGAAUGAAUGAAAAUAAGAUGGAGGUAGGAAAUGAAAAGAGAAGGGCUCCAGUGUGCUCUUCUCUAGAUUAUCACUGACAAUGGUGCUAUUUUUUAUGUUUUUUGUGUUUAUUUUGUGUCCGUUUUCUCGUUUCGGUUCUGGGCGAGAAUCAUUCUCGGCUACCUCGGAGAGUGCCGCCCCCUUUUGGAUAGCACUACACCACUUAUAACAUCAGGCCUGGGCGUCUGCCUCAGAUGAGUUCAUUCAGACAGUAAACUCACUCUACACUACACUCUACACUACACUCUACACUACACUCUACACUACACUCACGCUACGGUUGAUUCAGUUGGUGAGUCUAAAGUCUUAACAUUCUUGUCUGAACUGAUCUAACUGAAGUAGAUGGUAACAUCAGCUGGUUCUGGUUCAAAUUAGACAUUUUUAGUCAAAGGGCCGCCUUAAAACAUUGCUUCAUUUGUAUUUACUGCCGGCUACAAUCACUUUAACUGCAGUUAUGUUACGUUAAAAGCUGCCACCACAGCUGUACCCGCUGGAAACUGGUGAUUUUGCUGUAAUGACUCCGCUGGUAAUCAUUCAUUUCAUUGAAAUCAAGCUGCUUAGAGUUGACACUUGCUUGAGGUGGAGUAAAGCGCUAUAUUGUUUUUAGAAAGUUGUAAUAUUGUUGUUGUUGCUGUCCGUUUUCAUGCAUUUAAGGGACAAUUUCCUAGUCGCACGAAGUAUGUAUAACAUAACAAAACACAAUUAAGAGAAAGUGAUAAAGAAUAAAAUGAGUUUUUUUAAAUAAAAGCACCAAAAUGUGUUAAAAAAUUGAGGAAUGAAAUAGAAAGAAAGAAAAACAACACAAAUAAAUUCACAAGUAAGUUACUGGCGGGCUUAUACUUAACUUCAGAUACUGGACCAACAGCAACUUUUUAAAGCAGAAAACAACAGGCGCUGCUUCUAUUGAUAACAUAACCAACAAACAAAGGCAAGUAAUGGUUCACUUUAAUGUAUUUUUUUAUUUCAAGCAAGUUAUAAUCCUAUACAACCUGAUUUUUAUAGCUUAUAGAAAUAAUUUUAAACCAAUGACAGCCGGGAAUUUAGGAACUUAUCUGACAGCAUAAGGUUAAUUCUUGACCAUGAGGAAGAUUAGAGCUUUUAGGAUUGGUUUUAUGAGCAACGUCCAUCUGCUAGUAAAGCUUGUAAGUGGACCUUGAGUUAAGAAUAAAAAAACUUUACUAUGCAUUUUUCAGGUUUCAUAUGCCUGUGAUCUCUGUACAUUUCACUACAUGACUCUAUGGUGCUACAAUACCCUGGCAGUUGACUUGAAAGGCAACAUUUAGUCUGCAUUAAACUGCAUGCAAUAAAAAAGGUUAAGCAGUUUUCCUUAUAAACUUAAACACAAACUCUGCGACAGCUAACUCACCCAUUCAUAAAUAUUGCACUGAUAUGAACUCACAUGGGUUAGAGCAACAAAGAAGUCAAAUCAAAGGGGCAUAUUUCCUCUACAUCUCUCACCUUCACAUGCUUUUAUCUCUAUUGUGUGACCAAAAUGUUUUUUUUAAAUCAUAGAAAAAUCCUUUCAUUCACAUUAAAACUUGCAACAGGAAACCAAAUACAUACUUUCUGAACGCGUGUUAGUUAUUGCUGUACAUAGUGCUUACUGUAUUUUCCAGCAAAGUAUGUUAGAGCAAAAGUCUAUAUUGGUGGUCACUCUUUAUUUUAUUUUAUAUUUUUUUCCAGUCUAUGUGUCUUUUCUCUGUCCUCGGAUAAGAAAGAGGACGAUUUUGCUAAUUUUCUGCCAGUAAAUGUGGAUGUAUGACUGAUGAAUACAGAGUUGCAGUAAGGACACAAAGACAUGUAAGAUCACAAUUUACGUUUUUUUACAUUGACUUUGGUUUGAAAUGUAAUCUGGAUUAAGUGAAACUGGUUAACAUCAGACUAUUCUCUGGACAGUGAAAGCUACUGGGUGACUUGUAACCACUAUGACCACCGUGUGAGAUGGGAGGGAAUGGGAAGAUAAUGAUAUGUACAUUUAUUAUUAUGGAGAAAAAAAUGUCUUGAGGAUUAUGUUUUAUAUGGAAAAUAUAUUCGCCACUGAUGAUUUAAUAGACGCAACACCUGUUUUUAUUAUCUGUUUGGUCUUUACCCCCCUUGCUCAAAACUGAGAGUGCAAAUGUUUUAUGCAUCAACAUACUGUAAAUGGCUGGAGUGACAGAAAAGAAAUGCAGUAUUCCUCAAAGAGGAUCCAAAACAAAAAAGAAAUGGUAAAAACAUGUCUGUUACUGUAAUGUGUAUUUCUGUGCUCACACACUUUGAAAUAAAGUCUCUAAACUAACUGAGAAUUUAUAAUGUAGAAUUAUUACACAUUUAAAAGAGGCAGUUCAGUAUUUUCAUGGUAGCAGCAUUUUGUUCUGUGAAUGUUUGUUUCGUACAUGUAACCUCCACUGAGAAUAUUACAUGUGUUGUUUUUUUUUUGCUUUCGUCAGUGUAAAGAUAAUGUUUGAGAUCAGAUUGCUGUGUGCUUGGCAAAACCAAAUUAAAACCAUUAACACCUUGUAGCUUGAUACUGAUUUUAUUGCGUUGUUGUACAACCAAGCAGUUAUCAGAUAUCAGACGUUGAACUUGGCAUGAUUUUUUUUUUAUUACCAUGCUUUGGAAGGAAACGGAUGCAUGUCACCAUUAACUGGUUAAUGUCACUAAUCUUGCAACGCUGGAAAAACCUUUGAAAUGUAAUUUUAAAGUUAAUAGGCAUUCAAUACCCUGCUGUUGAUAAUACAUUAGCUGGUCUUUUGCGUGAUGCAUGAGUGAUGACUCAAUACCAACAUGUCUCCACUGGAAAUAAAAAUAAAAGAUGCACGAUAAUCCAAUAUGAA